Molecule: messenger RNA, 558 nt
Organism: Cornus florida
Lineage: Eukaryota; Viridiplantae; Streptophyta; Magnoliopsida; Cornales; Cornaceae
Exons: 3
Coding region: 1-558 (185 amino acids)
Source: RefSeq, a predicted model, not a curated record
AUGCCUGUAGGGUAUAAAUGGGUAUUUGUACAGAAACAUAAUGAGAAAAAUAAAGUUAUAAGAUACAAAGCCACUCUUGUAGCCCAAGGUUUCUUGCAGAGACCUGGUAUUGAUUAUGAGGAAAUAUACUCUCAUGUGAUGGAUGCAAUCACAUUUCGCUUCUUGAUCAGUUUGACAGUCUUAGAAGGAUCAGAUAUAUAUGCGUCUGAUGGACAUGUUUCGUCGGAUGGAAGUAAUGGGGAGGAGGAUGAUCUUAUCAACCGAUGUGGUGAUUACACCUGCGGUGGUUAUUGUGCAAUCCGUUGCAUUUUAGCACGUGGAAAUAAUAACACUUGCUAUUACCAGGGAAAUGGAGGCGGUCAACUUGGAAUAUUUGGGUUGACCCCACAGGAGGUCGUAUCUUACUUAGAUGAGUUUAGGGUACUGAAGGAGGAUUGGGAGCUAAACACUGCUAUGUCAACGGAGUUUUCGAAGGUGUGGGAGCAACAACUAUGCUUUGCAUCUCUAGAUAGGAGAUUUGAUCGCAAUAUAAUAUUGGAUCAUGACGAAUAUGCUUAG